AGGGCACAGAAAUUACAACACCGACGAAGAGCGCCAAGGGCUGAAUACCCAACAGUACUCAUCCUCUGUCGAUGGCAAGGGGGGAAAUAAAGCUUCAACAUCCCAAAGUGUCAACCGUACCCGAGGAGGCAGACCAGACACCCAGCGCGCUUCUCCAAGAUGGGACGAGACAUCGGCCUACUUUGGACGAUACGGUUACCCGGCACUUGAUCCGGCGCCUGGUCAUUGUGGACAGUUAUGGCAAAUUUCUCAGUUUCAGUAUUUGCCUCUGCGUUUCUUAUAAUCUUUCUUAAUACAACUCUUACUCAUCUACAUCUUACUUUAGAAGAACCUUUUUGCUUUUUUUAGGCAUACAUCACAUGGAGUUAGUUUUUAGUGUUUCAGGGCCUUGUUCUACUCUACUUUCUUUCAUCAGAUUCUUCUGGUGCAUACCUGGACGAAUUGAUGGGUUUUGGCGGUAACAGCAUAGGCCCUUAUGAACAUGUAGGUGGCCGAAACGACGCUGAGUGGUUUGAAGGAGGUUGUGGCUUCGUCGUUGACGAGGCAGACGAGUACUGGGAUGGCCUCACAUUUGAGGACGCCAUG
Messenger RNA from Amoebophrya sp. A25, 585 nucleotides. The record is from the annotation of a GenBank genome assembly. NCBI's taxonomy places the organism in Eukaryota, Dinophyceae, Syndiniales, Amoebophryaceae.